Molecule: messenger RNA, 1398 nt
Organism: Phragmites australis (common reed)
Lineage: Eukaryota; Viridiplantae; Streptophyta; Magnoliopsida; Poales; Poaceae
Product: flavanone 3-dioxygenase 2-like
Exons: 3
Coding region: 123-1133 (336 amino acids)
Source: RefSeq, a predicted model, not a curated record
UCAUGACAUCUCGACUAUUUAUGCAGGAGUAAGCCAUUGCAGGAUACACAUGGAGCGCACCGGCAUCGCAUAGCUUGAGUGAAGUGGGCGCUGUCCGUUACGUUUCUGAUCCAGUGGCGGGCAUGGCGGACCAGCUCAUCUCCACGGCCGAGCACGAAAGUCUGCCGGAAAGCUACGUCCGGUCGGAGACGCAGCGCCCGCGCCUGGACGAGGUCGUCGCCGACGCGCACAUCCCGGUCGUCGACCUCGCCGACCCCGACCGCGCCGCGGUCAUCGCCCAGAUCGGCGAAGCCUGCCGCACCCACGGCUUCUUCCAGGUGCUGAACCACGGGGUACCGGUGGAGCUGAUGCUGGCGACGCUGGCGGUGGCGUACGAGUUCUUCCGCCUGCCGGCGGAGGAGAAGGCCAAGCUCUACUCCGACGACCCGGCCAAGAAGAUAAGGCUGUCCACGAGUUUCAACGUGCGCAAGGAGACCGUGCACAACUGGCGUGACUACCUCCGCCUGCACUGCCACCCGCUGGAGCAGUACGUCCCCGACUGGCCGACCAAUCCACCCUCCUUCAGGGAGAUCGUCAGCACGUACUGCAGAGAAGUCCGGGAGCUCGGGUUCAGGCUCUACGCGGCGAUCUCCGAGAGCCUGGGCCUGGAGGAAGACUGCAUCAAGAAGGCGCUGGGCGAGCAGGAGCAGCACAUGGCGGUGAACUUCUACCCCAAGUGCCCGGCGCCCGAGCUCACGUACGGGCUCCCGGCGCACACGGACCCCAACGCGCUCACCAUCCUGCUCAUGGACCAGCAGGUGGCCGGCCUGCAGGUCCUGAAGGAAGGCAGGUGGAUCGCGGUGAACCCACAGCCCAACGCGCUGGUCAUCAAUAUUGGGGACCAGCUGCAGGCACUGAGUAACGGCAGGUACAAGAGCGUUUGGCACCGCGCCGUCGUCAACUCCGACAGAGCAAGGAUGUCCGUGGCGUCGUUCCUGUGCCCGUGCAACGACGUGCGCAUCGGCCCCGCCGCGAAGCUCAUCAGCGAGGACUCGCCGGCCGUCUACAGGGACUACACCUACGCCGAGUACUACAAGAAGUUCUGGAGCAGGAACCUGGACCAAGAGCACUGCCUGGAGCUCUUCAGAACCUAGCAGCAGCACCUACAUAAUACCGCACGCCUUCUGUUUUGCCUUGUUGUGCGGUUUACAUCUGUACCGUCUAGUUUGUUAAUCGAGAAUUGUCAACUCAGUCGCAAUCAGCAACCCCUCAUCAGCUUCCCUCCACAGCCAAUCGCUCAACUGAUCUCAGGAAUUCAGCACUCCUACAGCUGGACAAUGUCUGCCGGUCGUUCUUGGUGUCGACAGUUUGUUCGGACUUCAGCAGAAAGAAUCAAAGAAACCACGGAGGUCGACUUUG